AUGGAUCCUCCCUCCACGUCAAAUGAAUGCCGACCAUAUCGGUCUCACAAAAUUCCAGCCUGCGAUCGAUGUCGAAAGCGUAAGUUAAGAUGUGAAGCCGACUUAUCAAAUGGUUCAUGUCGUAUUUGUCGGGAGCAAGAUGUCGAUUGUGUUAGGUCAGAGGCCUCCAAGACGAGGAAACAAACCUCUCCAAACACAAAUAACAUUGAAGUACCUUCAGUGCGUUCAUUGAAACGUCCCAGAAUAAUUGAUUCAAGCCCUUCUGCUUCUCUGAGACAUGAAAACAGAUUCCCAGAAGAUAGUACCGCUGAGCAAUCUGGUCUUCAAAGUCCCGACUAUAGUCGACAGGAAAGAUCCAAUGUUAAUGACAAGUCUUCGAUGAUCAUCGGCCCCAUCAUUGCAGAGGAUGUCCAAUUACUAGAACAAUACAUGGAAUCUCAAGCUCGUCCCGAAAGAUCUAAAAGGGGACGCUUAUAUGACACUGUAUCGGACAAUCCAAAAGAUCCCGUGAUUUAUCUCAGCGUUCCUCGACGAAGAGAAGGGCUCUCUUCAAGUGAGCGAGCAGGUGAAAAACAAAAGGAAAUCUUGGAACAAAUCCUAGGGCCAAAUGUCAGAGAAGUUGUUAAUCUUUACUUUCGCCAUAUUCAUCCUAGCUUUCCUAUCAUUGACGAACACAAUUUCAACCAAUUAUACUCCAAGGGCGAUAAAAGUUUAUCACCUGCACUUAUGUGUGAUAUAUUAGCUUCAUCUUUGGUAUACUGGAGGCAUUGCCCAAACCUCAAACGCUUUCCGGUUCCAGACCAGCGAUAUUGCUGGAAUCUGGCCGUAGAAUCACUUCAAGGAUGUUUUCUCGCACCAGGCCUCUCGACCCUUUAUGCAGCGCUUCUUGAUUUGACUGGGCGACCUAUUAUCUCGAUUACAGGCAAUACGCUUACUAGUGGAAGAUCCGUUGCUCUCGCUCAUAGCCUAGGGUUAAAUCGCGAUCCUAGCAGAUGGAGAAUAUCUGAUCAUGAAAAAAGUCUACGAACUCGUCUUUGGUGGGGUGUUUUAAUCCACGAUCGUUGGUCGAGCUUCGCCCAUGGUGUACCUGCGCAUAUUCGAAGAAAUGAAUAUGAUGUCCCGCUCCCUACACUCAAGGGACUUCUCACAGACGGCAAUCACGAAAUCUUACGCAUCCGCCCAGCAGAAUGCUUUAUUCUCCUCUGUGAGCUGACCGAAAUUCUUGGCGACAUCCUUCCACUGUUAUAUGACCGUCGAUGCAGACCAAUCACCGAGACCAACAAACUCUUGCGGCAACUCGAGAUCAAUCUUGAUGAAUGGGAAGAGUCUCUUCCACAAUGGGGGACAAAUAAAUCCAACGCCGAACAAGUAUCGGGUCUCAGCAGCCUAAAGCUCGGAUUUCUCUCGGUCAAAAUGCUACUUUGCCGUAUAGCCUUUCAUAGUGCCACACAUUCUCCCGAGCCAUGUAUAAAAGAAAAUCUCAACGAAUUUUGGAUGCCAUAUAGCGCAUAUCACAUCUGUUCUGCAACUAUCAUCCUCCUUCGCUGCGCCAUUGAUACCACUGAUACCGAAACCGCCGAGUCGUGCAAAUCUAGUCUAUCCGAGGUAAAGCAAUGGUUAGAUUGGGCACAUACUUCUCAUCACUGGGAUCUCGCCGAAAUAUGUCUCGCGCAAUGUGCAGAACCGAUUGAAAGAUUAAACGUGUCAUCGCGUUCAACGGCAACGAACGUUCGAGAAAAUAGGACUGAACAGCCGGGUAUGGAAGUGGUAGGUGAAAGUGUAGGGGAUCCAACAAAUGUACCCUUUCUCGCGGAUACAGAGAGCUUGAUGAAUGGACUUGAGUAUCCGUUUGUUGAUCUGUGGGAUAUGUUUGAGCAGGAAUAUGAAUAA
Botrytis byssoidea is the source of this 1890-nucleotide messenger RNA. RefSeq lists its product as uncharacterized. The transcript is spliced from 6 exons. Bases 1 to 1890 code for a protein of 629 amino acids. Lineage: Eukaryota; Fungi; Ascomycota; Leotiomycetes; Helotiales; Sclerotiniaceae. Gene Ontology annotation, cellular component: nucleus. The record is from RefSeq and is a predicted model, not a curated record. Gene Ontology annotation, biological process: DNA-templated transcription. Gene Ontology annotation, molecular function: DNA binding; zinc ion binding; DNA-binding transcription factor activity, RNA polymerase II-specific.